Molecule: messenger RNA, 522 nt
Organism: Candidula unifasciata
Lineage: Eukaryota; Metazoa; Mollusca; Gastropoda; Stylommatophora; Geomitridae
Source: the annotation of a GenBank genome assembly
AUGGCGCCCACUGCCGUCAAAGCGGCCAGUCUCCAGUUUCUCAAACAGGUUUACCACGGCAAAUCUCUCAGCUCGUCCAAGACUGAUGUUACACUAGAUGUUGGUGAUGGGAGGAAAGUAUCUGGAAUCAUAUAUGUCUCCCUGGAAGAUCGCAUGCAGGUGGAGCAGUGGCUGGAGUACAGGUUGUACAUCGAGAGCCUGCAGGAUGUGGAGUCUGAGCGAGCUGUGUUACAGGAGUUGAACAGCUACCUCCAAGACAAGGUUUACUUUGUAGGUCACAGCCUGACAGUUGCAGAUAUACUACUGUACCACAGUCUUCAUCGGGUGUUUAAACAUUUGAGUUUUCAUGAUAAGGAAAGAUUCAUCAAUGUGUCCCGGUGGUUCAACAAUGUUCAACAUGACCGAAGAUUACGACAGUCAUUGACAUUACUGCCAUUCGUGAGAAGCCCGCUGUAUUCAGGGACCAGCUCUCAUUCAACUCAGGUCUGUGUGAGCAGCAGGCAGCUUCCACACAGUCAAUGA